AUGGCCACUCAUCGUGCUGAUGCCAGUAAUUUCCUGGAUAACCGGGGAUACUCCGGUCCUCUGGUGCGCGGUGUCAACCCAGUCACCCUUUUCGAGAAGGCCGUUCGCGAUCGCAUUACAGACUCCUACUACUGGAAAGAACAAUGUUUCGGAUUGAACGCAGCAACUCUGUGUGAUCGUGCGGUCGAAUUGAGCUUUGUCGGUGGUACAUACGGUGUCUCCGAAAAGCCUUCGCCUUUCCUCUGCCUCGCCUUCAAGCUCCUCCAGCUCAACCCCAGCCGAGACAUCAUCCUCGAAUACCUGAACUUCUCCGACCCCGGCAGUGAUGACGAGGGCGACAACCCAGAUGACGCCGUCCUCAAGGCGCGCGGAGACUUCAAGUACCUCCGUAUUCUGGCUGCUUUCUACGUUCGACUCACCUUCAGUGCGGUCGACGUGUACAAAACACUGGAGCCGUUGCUCCUCGACUACCGGAAAAUUAAGCGCCGGGUUCGCGACGCAUAUACCCUGACCUACGUCGACCAAUUCGUCGACGAUCUCCUUACAAAGGACCGUGUGUGUGGUACGAGUCUGUGGAAGUUGCCCCCACGGCAACAACUGGAGGAUCUAGAGAUGCUGGACGAGCGGAUAAGCCCACUUGCGGACGAGCUGGAGGAACUUGACCGGGAUAGCAAUGACGGUGAAGAGGAUGAAGAUCGCAAUCGCAGUGAUAAUGAAUCUGCCGGCAGGAGGGAUGAAGGCGAGGAUUGA
Penicillium cataractarum is the source of this 750-nucleotide messenger RNA. RefSeq names its product PRP38 family protein. Gene Ontology annotation, cellular component: precatalytic spliceosome. The record is from RefSeq and is a predicted model, not a curated record. The transcript has a single exon. NCBI's taxonomy places the organism in Eukaryota, Fungi, Ascomycota, Eurotiomycetes, Eurotiales, Aspergillaceae. The coding region runs from base 1 to 750 and encodes 249 amino acids.